AUGACGACCUCUGCCUUGCGUCGACAGGUGAAAAACAUUGUGCACAAUUAUUCUGAGGCAGAAAUCAAGGUGCGUGAGGCCACCUCCAAUGAUCCUUGGGGACCCCCCAGCUCUUUAAUGUCUGAGAUUGCUGACCUGACCUUCAACACAGUGGCUUUUGCCGAGGUCAUGGGUAUGAUCUGGAGACGGCUGAAUGACAGUGGCAAGAACUGGCGUCAUGUCUACAAGGCCCUGACUCUUCUAGACUACCUCAUUAAAACAGGCUCAGAGAAGGUGGCUCAUCAGUGCCGUGAGAAUCUGUAUACCAUUCAGACUUUAAAGGAGUUCCAGUACAUAGACCGUGAUGGCAAAGAUCAAGGCAUCAACGUUCGUGAAAAAGUGAAGCAGGUGAUGAGCUUACUAAAGGAUGAAGAGAGGCUGAAGCAGGAGAGAACCUACGCCUUGAAAACCAAAGAACGGAUGUCCAUUGAAGGUAUGGGCAUUAGCAGCAGCAACAGCAACAGCCACCAGCUGGCCUAUGGACGGCGGGCAUCACAGUAUGGCGAUGACUACAGCAGAUCAAGAGGUUCUCCAUCCUCCUUUAAUUCUUCUUCAUCAUCUCCUCGGUUCAGCUCUGACCUGGAGCAGGCAAGGCCACAGACUACUGGUGAAGAGGAGCUCCAGCUCCAGCUUGCCCUGGCAAUGAGUCGAGAAGAAGCAGAAAAGGUGACGGCUUUUGUUCCUUAG
Molecule: messenger RNA, 726 nt
Organism: Protobothrops mucrosquamatus (brown spotted pit viper)
Lineage: Eukaryota; Metazoa; Chordata; Lepidosauria; Squamata; Viperidae
Product: epsin-3-like
Exons: 2
Coding region: 1-726 (241 amino acids)
Biological process (GO): endocytosis
Cellular component (GO): plasma membrane; clathrin vesicle coat; endosome
Molecular function (GO): phospholipid binding; clathrin binding
Source: RefSeq, a predicted model, not a curated record